Molecule: messenger RNA, 576 nt
Organism: Lodderomyces elongisporus
Lineage: Eukaryota; Fungi; Ascomycota; Pichiomycetes; Serinales; Debaryomycetaceae
Gene: PHO88
Product: Pho88p
Exons: 1
Coding region: 1-576 (191 amino acids)
Biological process (GO): protein targeting to ER
Cellular component (GO): mitochondrion; endoplasmic reticulum
Source: RefSeq, a predicted model, not a curated record
AUGAAUCCAGCUGUUACAAACAUCGCAAUCAUGCUUAUUGGUAUGCAAGUCGCCAAGAAGUUGGACUUUGAAGAUCCAAACGUCUUGUUCUACACCAGAGCAUUUUACAUUGCUUGUCAAGUGUCUACAUUUUUAAUCUACUUGUUCAUUAGACUUCAAGUUGACAAGAAGAACGACCUCACCACUAUAAAAUACGUUGAACCUGCUAACCCUAUGGCCGGUACCGAGGCAAGAGCUGUUGUCACCACCGUCAAGGAAUACGACAUGCAACAAAUCAACUCUCUCAUCAAGGGUAUUUUCACUGGUUUGGCAAUGAUGGGAUUCAUGCAUCUUUACAUGGGAUACACCAACCCAUUGGUUAUGCAAAGUGUCUCUAGUUUGAAGAGCGCUUUGGAAUCCAACAUGGCCAAGAUCCACUUGUACGGCACCCCAGCCACCGGUGACUUGAAGAGACCAUUCAAGUCUGCACCAGGCUUAAUGGAGAUGUUGACUGGUGCUGCUGGCGGAGUCCAAACCGAUAAGGCAUCUGUUGAAAGUGCCGAAGUCAGCGGUGCUGGUGGUAUUAAACAAGAUUAG